Messenger RNA from Castor canadensis (American beaver), 2990 nucleotides. The record is from RefSeq and is a predicted model, not a curated record. NCBI's taxonomy places the organism in Eukaryota, Metazoa, Chordata, Mammalia, Rodentia, Castoridae.
CCUGUGCACCCAAAUCGAGCGCUUGGAACUACGUUACCCAGAAUGCUCUGUAACGAAUAGGAAGAUGUUUAGCCAAUGAACAUGAGGCUUUUCUGACUGGGGAACGUGAAAUCAGGAUCAAGAUUACGCAAGUGGAAAAGCAAGGACGUGGCGACAUUGGGUUGUCCACAGUGCACCGCACUUUUUCCGAGGGACAUUUGAGGUGACGGCCUUUUCCUGAUACUUAUAGCCUCUGAGCAGCAUGGCGGCCUCUGCGGGGAAGGAUCUGCCUCAGGGCCGUGCAGUCUUUGAAGAUGUGGCCAUUUCCUUCUCCCAGGAGGAAUGGGAGUUCCUUAAUGCAGUUCAGAGGCACCUGUACCUCCAUGUGAUGCUGGAGAACUUCGCACUUGUAACCUCUGUAGGUUGUGCACAUAGAGUAGAUGAUAAGGAGGCAUGGAUGCACACUGUUUUUCUGGAAGAAGUGUCACACUUGAGGACUCCAAAUGCAGGUCCCUCCACCCAGAAGAUUCACCCCUGUGACAUCUGUGCCUUUGUCUUGAAAGACAUUUUGCACCUGGCUGCUCCACUUGUGCAGAAGCUAUACAUGAUUAGAGAAUGUGCAUGCCUAGCCCAGAAGCAUCACACUGCAGAGAAUCCCUUGAAGUGGGACAUGGACAGGACUUCAUUUGAGAAGAGCUGUGAAUUAUUUGUGUCCGGGAAAUGGUUCAAUUUUAAAGACCUUUGGAAAGAUUUCCCAGCUCUUUUUGGCCUUCCAAAACCCCACGUCAUUUGUAAUGGUGAGAGGACAAAUGAUGCUGAAUUAGAGGAGACCUUUAACAAUGGAAAAAGUUAUUCCAGGUUGGUUAACAGAAGCAAGGCUUCCAGCCAUAAAAAUGUGGCUUAUGAUAACCUGAGAAUCCACAGUGGAAAAAAGCUUUAUGAGAAUAGGAAGCCUGAGAAAAACUUCCAUGAUGUCAACUCACUUGGUCAGCACCAGAGAGUUCACAUUGAAGACAGGCCUUAUGAGUGUAGAGAAUGUAGAAAACCCAUGAAAGAAAGAAAGGCCCUUAUUAUACACCCAAGAGAUCAUACUGGAGAAAGGCCUUAUGAGUGUAGAGAUUGUGGGAAAUCGUUUAAGGAAAGACAUGCUAUUGUUAUACACAAGAGAGUCCACAGUGGAGAAAGGCCUUAUGAGUGUAGAGUAUGUAGGAAAUCUUUUAAGUACAUAAGUGAUACAACUAAACACCCGAAAAUCCACACUGGAGAAAGGACUUAUGAGUGUAAAGUAUGUGAGAAAUCCUUUAAGCGAGGACGUGACCUUACUGAACACCAGAGAGUCCACAGUGGAGAAAGGCCUUAUGAAUGUAGAGAAUGUGGAAAAUCCUUUAAGGGAAGAUCUGUUCUUACAAGACAUCAGAGAGUUCACUCUGCAGAAAGGCCUUAUGUGUGUACAGAAUGUGGAAAAUCAUUUAAGCACAUAAGUGUUAUAACUGUACACCAGAAAGUUCACACUGGAGAAAGGCCUUAUGAGUGCAGAGAAUGUAAGAAAUCCUUUAAACGAUUAAGUGAACUUACUGAGCACCAAAGAGUCCACAGUGGAGAAAGGCCUUAUAAAUGUAGAGAAUGUGGAAAAUCCUUUAAGGGAAGAUCUGCUCUUACAAGUCAUCAGAAAGCUCACUCUGGAGAAAGGCCUUGUAAGUGUAGAGAAUGUGGAAAAUCCUUCCUGGAAAUAGGUACCCUUUUGGUACACCUGAGAGUACACACAGGCACAGGUUUAUUGACUGUGGACAAUGAGGAAAAUUCUUCAAACAAGGUCACUUAAUUUACACUAGAAAGUCCAAGUGGACAAAGGGCUAAUGAAGAAUAUGGGAACGUGUUUGAGCACACAUUUAGUCUUACUCAUCAGAAUAAUCUCUCAGUGAGGAAAACUCUACUAUGAUUUUGAGUUGUGCACAUGUAUUUUGAAAAGGAGCUUGAAUUGUUUUUCCCAACUCAGACUCGAGCAAUCUUCUGCACAGUUCACUUGUCACCAACUGGCAAGAUUUUACUGAAUAUGGUUUUGUGGUGAUUUUGGCAGAUUUUAUGGCUGCUCAUGGAUAAUAGUACCAUGAAAUGGCUCGUUGUGUUACUGAUCACCAGAAGAUUCACAAUGAAGAAAGACCUUUUGAGUAUAAAGAAUGUGGGCAAUACUUUCAUCGAAGAUAUGCCCUUACUGUAUACCAGAGAGGCCAUACUGCAGAAAGGCCUUAGAAGUUUGUGUAUUUGGUGAGCAUUAUAAGAGUUGUUCUUCAGGUUCUGGACUCUGCAAGGCCUUGACCAGAAGGAAAUCAUUUCUGCACUAUUUUAGAGAUGCCAUUUGCUUCUACCACCAUGAACUUCAGGGGAAAAAACAAAACAUAACAAAAAACUACCAUGACAUGCUAAGGCAAGGAAGAUAUGCGUGCUUCUGUUGCAAAUUCUGUGGGCAACUUUAUUUGGUUUGCUGUGUGAUCUUGCCAUGUAACAAUACCUGUAUGACCAAAUGUACUCAGUUCUGAUUAGCUAGAGGUUUGCAAGGAAGGCUUAGCUUCUUGGACGAUUUUGGUGUCUUAUGAUACUUGUAGUUGGUAUUUUUACCAUCAAGUCUCUAAUUGGUAACUGUCUGCCUGAGAUUGCUAGGGUUUGUGCAGUAAUAAAGGCAUUAUUUUUUUGCAUCUGCGUUUAGUCUUGCUUGUUCUGUUAUCUGAAAUAGGUCACAUUACAUAGAAUUCCAUCUCUGUGUAUGUGAGAUGAUGGAGAGUUGUUUGGAACCCUCAAUUCUUUGUACCUCAGUAGGCAGUGUGUAAUGGCUGAUGAUAGUUUCUGAGAGAGGUUUGGUUAAUGUGGAUGACUGCCAAAGACCACUCAUAAAAUAAAAGGACACUUUCUACUCCUGUUUUGUGACCUGGAAGCUUCCAUAUUUUAUGAGGUUAUAGUUCAUCUGAGGAGUGGUCACUUUUUAGGUCAGCAUUUAUUGUGUCUGAAUAAUAUGA